Messenger RNA from Tachyglossus aculeatus (Australian echidna), 1455 nucleotides. It is a transcript of the gene B3GNTL1, whose product is annotated as UDP-GlcNAc:betaGal beta-1,3-N-acetylglucosaminyltransferase like 1. The record is from RefSeq and is a predicted model, not a curated record. The coding region runs from base 69 to 803 and encodes 244 amino acids. Lineage: Eukaryota; Metazoa; Chordata; Mammalia; Monotremata; Tachyglossidae. The transcript has 10 exons.
AUGCUAAAAAUCAAGCAAUAAAACAGAGUUCGGGGACUUACCUUUGCUUUCUGGAUUCAGAUGACGUGAUGAUGCCUCAGAGAGUCAGAUUACAGCACGAAGCCGCCAUCCAGCACCCAAACAGCAUUAUUGGCUGCCAGGUGACUCGAGAUCCCCAGGACUCUACAGAACGUUACACUCGUUGGAUCAAUCACCUCACCCCUGAACAGCUGGUCACCCAGGUGUAUACCGCCCAUGGGCCCACAGUCAUCAUGCCAACCUGGUUCUGUGCCCGAGAAUGGUUCUGCCACGUGGGCUCCUUUAACGAGGGGGGAAAGGGCACCCCGGAAGACUUGCUGUUCUUUUACGAUCACCUUCGGAAGGGCGGUGGACUCUACCGUGUGGACCAAUGCCUCCUUCUCUACCGCUACCACCCACAGGCCGCGACUCAUUCCGUGUUAGAAAUCACCAUCUGGAACCACCGAGUCCAGUUUCUAGAAGAGAGAGCUCUUCAACACUGGCCUUCUUUCACCAUCUGGAAUGCCGGCAAGCAAGGCAGGAAGCUCUACCGAAGCCUGACCCCAGCUAACCAGAAGAAGGUUGUUGCCUUUUGUGACGUGGAUGAAAAGAAGAUAGCGAAGGGAUGGUACACCUAUGAGGACUGCCAGGAGAGACCCAAACCCAAGAUACCAAUACAGCAUUUCAAAGACGCCAAGCCUCCUUUCGUGAUCUGUGUUAAGUUGGACCUGACCGGAGGAGAGUUUGAGGACAACCUGAAGACACUGCGCCUGCAGGAAGGACUGGAUUACCACCAUUUCAGCUGAGAGUCGCCAGGGGCUACUGGCCUUUUACCCUCACUGAGAUUUUCAGGACUCCUGGCUGUAGCACUUCCGACGACAGAGCAGACUUUAGGCUUCCUUCGACACAGAUCCAAAUAGACGGAUGGUAUUGUAGCUACCCCGGGGCUGAGCUUGGCAUUCAGCACCUAGUAAGUAGUUGACAGAUACCACCACUGUUAUGAUGAUGAUUAUAUUAUGGAUUACUUUAAACUUCCUGUAGGGCAGCCAACACUGUAGUGGAUUUCUCAGGCUUGGCUGUGUACUGUGUGGAAUGUUCCACUAGAGAAGGAAAGCUAUCUGGACCCUCCCCUUCCACGACGAGGAGCUCAACCUUUCCUGGUUCUAACCCAUCCAUGGUAUUUAUUGAGCGCUUACUGUGUGCAGAACACUGUACUGAGCGCUUGGAAGAGAACAAAACAAUAGAAUUAGUGGGCAUGAUCCAUGUCCUCAAGGAGCUUACAGUCCAAAGGGGGAAACAGGUGUUACUGUCAGUAAAUUUCUGAUACGUACAUAAGUGCUGUGGGGCUGAGGGUGAAGGGAAUAUUGAAUGCUUAGGGGUGCACAGGUGACAUAGAAGGGAGAGGAAGUUGGGGAAAAGAUGGUUUCAUCAGGGAAGGUCUGUUGGAGAUGUGAUUUU